Messenger RNA from Stegostoma tigrinum, 4317 nucleotides. Its product is annotated as late histone H2A.2.2-like. The transcript is spliced from 2 exons. The coding region runs from base 1214 to 1657 and encodes 147 amino acids. The record is from RefSeq and is a predicted model, not a curated record. Gene Ontology annotation, molecular function: DNA binding; structural constituent of chromatin; protein heterodimerization activity. Gene Ontology annotation, cellular component: nucleosome. NCBI's taxonomy places the organism in Eukaryota, Metazoa, Chordata, Chondrichthyes, Orectolobiformes, Stegostomatidae.
AUCACUGAACUUGGCUGAUGUUGACUUGCAGGAGGGUUUUCUUCUGUCUUCCUCCAGGCAAAUACGUGAGGGACUAAGAGAAAGUAAUAUUCCCUCGGCACAAAGCCAAGUGUGACCAGCUGCUUCUAACAAACGGAAGGUACGUACUGAUCAUGAACUUCACGUAUCCAUGAAGCAGAAAUGGACAGGAACAGCUUGGUAAUAACCCUCCCAAUGUCAUACAGCUUGAACUGACAGGUACACUUUGAUAACUAUAUGCAUAUCAACAGUGCAGUAUCUGACACCUAUGUAUUGGUAACUACACACAUACACACUCUCACACACACACUCUCACGGAGCAGAAAAUGAGAAAUAUAAAUGGAUAACUAAACAGACAUAUUGACAUUGCAGAAAUUGACAGGCUACAUGGAUAACUACACUCAUAUCUUGCAGCAGAAACUGAUAGUGACACUGAUUGGAGAGCCGAAGUGGGAGAGAGAGUAAAAUUUGUCAAAUCAACAGAAAGCAAAAAGCACUGGUCACAGCACGUCAGCACUCGUCUGUGACCAAGGUAAUCCGAGUAAAACUGAUACCAAGACACGCUGGCAGGUGUCUGAGGAAUGUACGAAUAGUUUGGGCCUCGAUAUAUUGGAGAUUUGAAGAAGGACGUCAAACCUUUCGAGGAAACAAAAAGUAAAGGGUCUUGACGGAACAGGCAAUUUAAAAUAGUGUCUAAAGAUGGUGCGCACGAUUAAUGCUCUCUUUCAGGGAAAAAAAAGUUAUCGUUUGGUUUAUUAACAUAUCGAGGUGUUUUUGAAAUGUGAAAUGAAUAUGCAGGUGCAGAGUGCAGAUUUCGGCCCCUUUUUGCCGCUUGCAUUUAAGUUUUUGAAAAUCCGAUUCAAGGUCAGAAAUGGACAUUCCACUCGGUUCGGGAAUGCGGGAAAGGGAGAUGAAGUCAAAUAUACAUUCAUAAUCUAAAAGUAAAUGUAUUCGCGCAUUCUGUUCUGUUCAACGUCCGAGUUUUCGUUAAAUAUUGGCGGGCUUUUCGAGUUUGAAAGAAAGCGGCUGAUGAUUUGGCGCCGGGAUUUUCCGGCCUCCUGCCCGGGCCCUCUUCGGAUUGGUGAGGGAAGCAGAUAUCUGAUUGGGCAUUGAAACGACAUGAGGAGAUACUGAACAAUGUGACCAAUCAGCAAUGGCCGCACCCCCAUUCCUCCCGAAGGUAUAAGAGGACGGGAUGUGGCCGCUUUCCGGCAUUCUCUGUGAAAGUGUUUGUGACUUUGUGGCGAUGUCUGGAAGAGGAAAGGGCGGUGGCGGUAAAGCUCGGUCGAAGGCGAAGUCCCGGUCGUCCCGGGCUGGGCUGCAGUUCCCGGUGGGCCGUGUUCACAGGCUCCUAAGAAAGGGUAACUAUGCUGAGCGUGUGGGUGCCGGAGCGCCGGUCUAUCUGGCUGCGGUGCUCGAGUACCUGACGGCUGAAAUCCUCGAGCUGGCCGGUAACGCGGCCCGGGACAACAAGAAGACCCGCAUCAUUCCCAGGCACCUCCAGCUGGCCGUGCGCAACGACGAGGAGCUCAACAAGCUGCUGGGAGGUGUGACCAUCGCUCAGGGCGGGGUGCUGCCUAAUAUUCAGGCCGUGCUGCUGCCCAAGAAAACCGCCGCUGGGGGCGCCACUAAAAAGUGAAGAGACCGUUCUGUAACUUGACAAUCCAAAGGCUCUUUUCAGAGCCACCCACAACAUCAGUGAAAGAGUCUCAGACCUCGUUUUUGUUCGAUUGAUUUAAUUUUAAAUAUACAGAGCCUGGGACUUCGCAACGUCAAAUUUCAAUCACAUCAUUCAUUGAUCCUGUAGUUGUCACAGUUCGAUAGAAAAUGAAAUCCAUCCUGCUGCUCCUGAUUUCGGUAAUAUUUCCAUUCAGAGCUGGCAGCCGAUGAGCAGGAAGAAGUUAUGAUGAGCUUAUAAAUUACAAUGUAUGACAUAAUUGGAGAACAGAAUAAUCGUUUUGCAAAUACGUUUUCCAGUCCCACUGCUUGUUGUUCACUGCCAAUUUCACAUCUCCCUUCAUCGCAUUAGAGAAAGCGAAAGUGACCCGGGACAGCACGUUGCAGGGUCAUUUGCUUCUCAUAAUGAACGGCCGCUGACCCUCUGCGCAUUAAUCUCAGGUGCAGCUCAUUUUCCUGCCUUUGAUAUUAUCGAGUCCUCACAGUGUGGAAGCAGGCCAUUCGGCCCAUCGAGGCCCGACUGACCCUCUGAAGAGCAUCUCUCACAAAGUGCCCUUCCAUAUCCCUGUCACUCUGUCUUUCUCUGGACACACUGGGCCCAUAGCAUCGCCAUGCCACAUAAAGUGCACAUCUUUGGACUAUGGAGGAAACCAGAGCACCUAGAGGAAAUCCUCAAAGACACGAAGGCCACCCACCAGCCUACCUUUUAUCCUGGGAGAAGUAGCCCUGGCCUGUACAGCUUCUCCCUGAAGCUGAGCCCCUUACAAAUCUUUUAUGAAUGUUUAAGCUUAAAGUUAAAAACAAAAGCUUCUCGUCAAUCUGGCUGUUCAUCAUCUUGAAACCUUGGAUGAACUGUCUAAUCCAUUCCCUACGGCAGACCAGGAGUGCAGCAUCAAAAGGGGACGACCAGGGCUGUUUCAGAAAAUUCAGCGGAGAAGGCUUCAGCAAAUCCAUCAAAGAUACCAAGGGGCAGGACUGGAACAGUUUAGUGGCCCCAACCAACCAAACUGAGCAAAGCAAGAUCGUGGACAAAGACAGUUCCCACCCUGAUGCUGUCUAUGCUUGGUUGACACAGAAUGCCAGCAGCGUGGUGUCCACUGCCCCGCCAGGCCUCAACGCACCUGUUCUAUCGGUCACUGCAGUUGUCAGAUCCGUCUUCCUGGUGAGAACACCCAAGGAAAGUAACAGACCUGGACUGAAGCACCAACUCUGCAUGUAAUUCCUGUGGGGAGGUACUCUCUGACAUCUUUGUCUCCCUCUGACAAGCUGUACUCUGCACCUGCUUGAGAAGACCACCAUUAUCCCAGUCCUAAAAUCUACAUGCAAUAUGACUUCAUCUGUACUGCCCAGUGGCUCUGGCAUCCAAAAUCAUGAAGUGCUCAAAGAUGCUGGUCAUGGCCCACUUGAACUCUCGACUUUCAGCCUGCCUCAAUCCCUUGCAAUUUUCCCACUAAUGCAACAGGCCCACAGCAGAUGCCCUUUUCCCAGCCCUGCAAUCAUCCCUGGAACAUCUGGGCAACAAGGCCACCUACAAUCAGGCUUCUGCUCAUCAACUACAGCUCAGUCUUCAACACCAUUAUCCCUGCAAGACGGAACUCAAAACUAACACCUCAGGCUUGGCUCCUCCCUGUGCAACUGACUCCUCAGCUUCCUGAAACACAGACCACAAAUCAAGAAGAUAGGCAACUGAAUCUCCUCUGCGAGGACAUUCAAACACUGCAACCCUCAAGAAUGCAUUGUCAGGUCCCUACUGUACUCCUUGUAUACUCACUAUUGUUGUCAAAUUCUGAAUGAAUGCCACCUAUAAGUUUGCUGUUGAUAACACUAUGAUGGGAUGGAUAAUAAAUAAUGAUGAUUCAGAUGACAGGAAGGAGAUGGAGGGUUUGGUGACGUGGUGCAAUUAUAAAAAGAAAACUGAAUGGUCACAAAACAAAAGAACUUAUAAUUGGUUUCAGAAGGAAAAGAGCAGAACACACCCUCAGGUCCAUCAACAGAGCAGGGUGCUGAGAGUGUCAAUUUCCCAAGAGUUACAAUAACCAACAACCUUCAUGGGACUUCCCACAUAGAUGCAAUGGUAAUGAAGGCACAAAAAGGCCUCGUCUUCCUGAGGCUGCUCAUGUAUUUGGCAUGUUACUCAUGCACCAUAGAAAGCAUACUGUCUGGGUUCAUCAAGGCCUGAUAUGGAACCUGCUCUGUCCUGUUCCACGAGCAACUAUGGAAGGUUGUGUUCACACCCCACACCGUCACGGCACCCAACUUCCCAACCAUGGGCUCUCAUUGCUGUGCAAAGCCUGAGACAUCAAAAUCCAUCCAACCCCAAUGGUGCCCUCCUACAACCUCUUGCAUCAGGCAGAAGAUACAGAAGCUCGAACACCCACACCAGCAGGUUCAAGAACAGAUUCUUCCCUGUCAUUGUCAGACUGACGAAUGGAAUCUUAAAUUUCAAAAGUGUUGAUCUUGCCUGCAUACAUCCUGUGGAGUGUAACUUGUAUGCCUUAUCAUUUCCAUUUUUCACAUUAUGACCUGUAUGUGCUUACUGACUAUGAUCUGGCUAUACUGCUCGCCAACAAAACCAUUCACUAUUUAGGAACAUGUCACAAUAAAUCUAACUAAAUUCCUGUA